AUGUCGACUCAACCUCUUCUUCCUAAACGAAUAGCUCUUCCUGUUAGGGUUGAACCUAAAGUUUUCUUUGCGAACGAGCGAACGUUCCUUUCAUGGCUACAAUUUACUGUUGUCUUAGGCGGCCUUGCAAUUGGAUUGCUCAACUUUGGAGAUAAAGUUGGAAGAAUAUCCGCUGCGUUAUUUACUGCUGUUGCUAUGCUUAUCAUGAUGUACGCGUUAUUUAUAUAUCAUUGGAGAGCUGCUAAAAUAAGAAGGAAGGAACAUGGUCCUUACGAUGAUAGAUACGGUCCUACAUUUCUUUGCCUUUUUCUUGUUGAUCCUGUUACGUUAACAGUGACAACAGACACUUCGCCCACAACUGCAAAUCCAUCUGAAAAUAUUCAAUUAAUCGAAGAAUUGAAAAAGCCAAGAAGGGUGUUAAAAACCCAUAAUAAAUUUCACGAACCUGAACGUUUAGUACCUCCAUCUGAACAUGAGCCAACAUCGACUCUUUAUAUUAAAAAUUUCGUUCGUCCAUUAACUUUUCAAAUGGUUCGAGAAUUAUUACAACAAUUCGGAGAGAUUGAAUAUUUCUGGAUGGAUAAAAUCAAGUCUUAUUGUUACGUACAGGCAUGUGCCAUUUUACAAGGUUUAUUUUACAAAGCUUUAGCAUCAGCAAUUAAUGCGCGACAAUCACUCUGGCAUGUUACUUUUCCUGCUGAAACGGGGCGACCUCUUGAACUAGAAUACUUAACUCCAGAAAGGGCAAGGGAAUUAAUCGCGGAUGCUGAAGCAAAAAUACUUCAAUCUACUAGCCAUAAUACACGACCAAAUGGAAAAAAUAAUACAACCACUACAUCAAAUGUGCGACAAAAUGUAAAUCGUGUUGCGCCUGAACUUCUUUUUCCUCGUACAAACGCAAAACCUCCUUUAUUCUACAAAACUGUAUCACAGGAGGAUGCUGAAGCAAGGAUACAAAUUAUGGAAAGAAGAAGGGGGAGGAAUAGGACAUAG
Molecule: messenger RNA, 993 nt
Organism: Scutellospora calospora
Lineage: Eukaryota; Fungi; Glomeromycota; Glomeromycetes; Diversisporales; Gigasporaceae
Source: the annotation of a GenBank genome assembly